AGUAUUAAAAAAUCCAAUGUUAUUAAAUUGUGCAAUCAGCUUUCACUCUUUCACUUUUCAGCUUUUACAAAGAUUGCAGUUUUAGAGUUUCGAGUUUGUUAAUUUGGAAAAGUUAAUUAAAUAAAACCACAAAGAUAAAUUGGUUUCUAUGGGAAAUAUCCUUGGAAACCAACAGCCCGAGCAGAAACAAUUAUCCGCAAUGGAGUUGAAAGAAAUUCGUGGAAAUUUGGAAAAAAUGAUCAAGGAAAAUAAAGUCGUCGUCUUCUCAAAAACUUAUUGUCCUUAUGCGUUAAAAGCGAAGAAGACAUUGGACAACUUGACAAAAAAUUAUCUCGUGAUUGAAUUAAACGGACAUCCACAAGGGAGUGAAAUUCAAGAAAUCUUGGCUCAGAUGACAGGUGCCUCCACAGUUCCUCGAGUUUUCGUGGGAGGAGUUUGCAUUGGGGGAGGAGAUGACACGGUCCGAUUGUAUAAAAGCGGAGAGUUAGAAAAAAUGCUUACAAACUGAAUUACUUAUAUGGCAAUAAAUUUGUAAAUUAAUUUUUAUUAUAAAAAACAACAA
This is a messenger RNA of Folsomia candida, 562 nucleotides long. Its product is annotated as glutaredoxin. Gene Ontology annotation, biological process: cellular response to oxidative stress. Gene Ontology annotation, molecular function: glutathione disulfide oxidoreductase activity. Bases 149 to 508 code for a protein of 119 amino acids. The record is from RefSeq and is a predicted model, not a curated record. Lineage: Eukaryota; Metazoa; Arthropoda; Collembola; Entomobryomorpha; Isotomidae. The transcript is spliced from 4 exons. Gene Ontology annotation, cellular component: cytoplasm.